GCCGCUUAAUCCACGAAAGGUUGGAACACACCAGUAGAUUACAGCCUUGUCAACAACCGCCAUCGUGGCAGCAAUAAGGGUAGUCAUCCAGAAUGACAUUACAUCACCACCAAGUAUGGAAAAGACUGAUGUGUCCUUGUCUGACCUCAUCACAUUGGCUCACAACCAACUCCAUCCGUUUGAAAUCUUCCAGAAUAAUUAGAACCACUGACCCAUUUUACCGCGAUGGUAUUUCCAGGGUUAUUGAUGUGAGAAGUCCAGAAGAGUACAAAACUGAUCAUAUUCCUGGAGCCAUCAACCUUCCAAUCCUCUCGCUGGAGCAGUUCCAAAUUGUCGGAAAACUGCACUGGGAGGCACAUGAAGCUCAGCAGUCAGAUGAGACAGUUCGACUUAAGGCAAAACUGUUUGGUGCUAAGUUUUCUCUACAAAAUAUUAUUAAUAUCCUAGAUUCACACUUCAUGGAUAAACCACAGAGUUACACCCCCUUCAUCUACUGUAAACGUGGGGGACUAAGGUCAAGGUCAUUAGCCACUGUUCUUGAAGAGAUAGGAUACCCAGUGGUCCUGUUAGAAGGUGGCUACAAGGCUUAUCGUCGAAGAGUUAUUAGUGACCUGAAUGAGAUGCCGCUGAAAUUCAGAUUCAAUGUUGUAACUGGCAGCAACAAGUCUGGGAAAUCCUUGAUAAUGAGGAAGCUCAUUGAUAGAGGGCACCAGGUCCUCAACUUCGACAAAAUGAUUCACUAUGAAGACCUCUUCCUUAGCGGUGACAUGAUACACAUGAAAGGUCGCAGUCGGUACAUGGAAACCAAACUGAGAGACAAACUUGUUACAUUUGAUCCAAGUCGCCCAGUCUGGGUUAAGCAUCAAUUUUGGCAGAGUGAUCUGAUGAAAAGGAUCGCAUCAACGUACCAUCUUCCCACUCCAUCGGUGAUCUAUAAACAGAUGCUGAAAGGAAAAAUAUUUGAGGUAAAGGUACCAAAUGACGAAAAAGUGGAAAGGCUGGUCAGACAAGGGUACCUGGAUUGGAUGAAAGAUGAUAUAGAUACUGUGCAAUUGUUCUUGGAUACUCAUGCUCAGAAUAUGUAUGAUUUCCGCACGAUAAAUGUUAUGCAGGCUUACGUUCGGAGUAACAAGUUGAGAGAGCUGUUAGGAUGUAUAUUGACUGAGGAGCACAAACAUUAUAAGAUCAUGCGUAAAAGAUGGCGCAAGCGAUAUGCCAAUACUCCAGAUCUUCUCAAACAGGAAUUUUUCGUCUUAGAUAGUCUCACAAACGAUAAAAUUGAUGAAAUUGUGGACAAAUUUGAAAGUAUGGCUGAGAGUAUAUAGUUUUUUAAGGUUUAUCAGAGGUUUUGUACAACAUAAGUAUGUUUUAUGAAAUAAAUCAUUUCUGAUGAUAAAA
Messenger RNA from Ylistrum balloti, 1398 nucleotides. Its product is annotated as tRNA 2-selenouridine synthase-like. Gene Ontology annotation, biological process: tRNA wobble uridine modification. Gene Ontology annotation, molecular function: thiosulfate-cyanide sulfurtransferase activity; tRNA 2-selenouridine synthase activity. The transcript has 3 exons. Lineage: Eukaryota; Metazoa; Mollusca; Bivalvia; Pectinida; Pectinidae. The coding region runs from base 93 to 1325 and encodes 410 amino acids. The record is from RefSeq and is a predicted model, not a curated record.